Molecule: messenger RNA, 645 nt
Organism: Anopheles maculipalpis
Lineage: Eukaryota; Metazoa; Arthropoda; Insecta; Diptera; Culicidae
Exons: 3
Coding region: 1-645 (214 amino acids)
Source: RefSeq, a predicted model, not a curated record
AUGACGACGGUGCGUUGGCCGAGAAGUGUGCUGCCACUGGCGGUCGUACUGAUCGCUUGGUCCAUUCCUUCCGCGUUUGGUUGCAAUCGGAAAUGUGAUCGGUUUGAGUACUGUGACGAGAACAGCAAUUUGUGCCGUAACUGUAGUGCGCUUUGCGAGAAGGACGAGUACUCCUGCUUCCACAAGUGCCAAAAUUUUCUGUUCAAGUCUCUCCGACAAAACAUCACGUCCCUGCAGGAGAGUGUUUUGGCCAUGAAAACAAUACUGCUUGUGGUUGGUGCAGUGGCGAUCGUUUUAAUCUGUGCCGGGCUCGUACUGCUGACCAAGAAGCACUUUAGCUCGAUUCGGGAGCUUUGCCGCUGGCGGCCACAAAACAAAAACAAAUCAUCCCCGGUGAGCUAUACGCACGAGAAUCCAAACACGAAAAGUCCCAAAACGGCACCGAAAAAUGGGGCAAACGUGCCAAAGCAAACGUCGACCACGGUUAGCAUCUAUCCGGAAACGGAGGUAGACCAUUCGGUACAGACCGGCACGACUUCGAUCAGCCACCGGUAUCCGGCAGAAGAUUCGACCGAAAGCUAUUCGUACGAUAAUGCGGCCUGCAAUGUGACGCCAACGAGCAACAAUCCGAUGCCUAAGUUUUGA